Messenger RNA from Oncorhynchus masou masou (cherry salmon), 6978 nucleotides. RefSeq names its product sodium-coupled monocarboxylate transporter 1-like. The record is from RefSeq and is a predicted model, not a curated record. The transcript is spliced from 15 exons. Gene Ontology annotation, molecular function: organic acid:sodium symporter activity. Gene Ontology annotation, cellular component: extracellular exosome; membrane. Lineage: Eukaryota; Metazoa; Chordata; Actinopteri; Salmoniformes; Salmonidae. The coding region runs from base 686 to 2527 and encodes 613 amino acids. Gene Ontology annotation, biological process: sodium ion transport; propanoate transmembrane transport.
UGAAAGUCACAACUGUGUCAGGCAGAACAUACAUGGUGUUCUACCACUAGAACUAUACCAACCGUUCUAUUUAAUGGUAGAUCGGAAGGCGGGCCAAACACACUUCAUCAAGUCAGAUAUAAUGAUCAUUCCGUUUUAGAAUCUUGGUAGGCAGUGAAUUCUGAAUAUGUUGUCCUUGGGUGAUGAUUAACUAAAGGUGUGUUUAUGGUUAGCCGACACCAAGAGUGUGUUCUUCCAUGCUUUUGUUAGGAUAAGGGGACCACACAAGGAAGUCUUGCUAAACAGGAGGAUGCAUUUCUAGUAAUUCUCAACUUUAUUCAACCUCAACAAGUACGGAAGACUUAUCAAAUAGGAAUAUUGGACAUUUGUUCUUGGAAUUCUCAGACGUUUGUAUAAGGAUGUUUCUUUCAAUUGUGGAUGUCUACUGUAAGUGUCAAAGAACUGCGAUAAUCCAAACAUGUUAUCUGCAUUAAUACAUUUCUGAGGUGGUUAUCUAGUUGACUGAGAAUUUAUUUGCUAUUGUUUUGUUUUCUUGGAAUACUGAAAAAAGGUUGGACUCAAUUUGAACAAAAUUGAUUUAUUUUGACAUUCUUGAUAAAAUCAAGCAUUCCUUUUCUACUUCUACUAGUGAAGAUUAGAUAAGUGUUGGUCUCUGCCGGAGGGAUCUCUUCUGUACUCAUUAACCAUGACAACGGGUACAGGGGGCCCAGUGGCCUCGUUCUCUGUGUGGGACUAUGUGGUGUUUGUGGGGACAGUACUGGGGGCGGCCGGCAUUGGCCUGUUCCAAGCCAUCCGGGGCCGCAAGAACACCAGCAGUGAUGAGUUUCUGCUGGGGGGCCGUCAGAUGACAGCGGUGCCCGUCGCCAUGUCCCUCACUGCCAGCUUCAUGUCUGGCAUCACCGUGAUCGGCACUCCAGCAGAGGCCUAUCGGUUUGGGGCGGCCUUCUGGAUAUUUGGCAUCUCCUAUGCCAUCAUGUCCAUCAUCACCGCUGAAAUCUUCGUCCCUCUCUUCUACCGCCUGGGCAUCACCAGCACCUACGAGUAUCUGGAGAUGCGUUUCAACAAGUUGAUUCGGGUGAUCGGGACCACCAUGUACAUCAUACAAACGGCCCUGUACACUGGUAUGGUCAUCUACGCGCCAGCUCUUGCUCUCAAUCAAAUCACAGGGCUGAACCUCUGGGGAGUGCUGGUGGCCACUGGGGUGGUGUGCAUCAUCUACUGCACCCUGGGAGGUCUGAAGGCGGUCAUAUGGACAGACGUGUUCCAGAUGGUGAUCAUGUUAGCAGGCUUCGUGGCCGUCAUCGCCAGGGGGGCUGUCAUCCAGGGAGGUCUGGGGAAGAUCUGGGAUGACUGUUACCAAGGAGGCAGGCUCAACCUUUUUGAUUUUGAUCCAGACCCUUUGAAGCGUCACACGUUCUGGACGAUCGUGGUUGGUGGCAGUGUGAUGUGGGCGUCCAUCUACUCCAUCAACCAGUCACAGGUGCAGCGUUACAUCUCCUGCAAAACCCUAACUCAAGCCAAACUGUCACUGUAUGUGAAUAUGAUUGGUCUCUGGGUGACUGUGAGCUUAGCAGUGUUCUCCGGCCUCACCAUGUACUCCAUUUACAAGAACUGUGAUCCACUCACCAAUGGUGAUGUAGGGGCACUUGAUCAGCUGCUUCCAUACCUGGUAAUGGACAUCCUGGCAGCCUAUCCUGGAGUCCCUGGGUUGUUUGUUGCGGCAGCAUACAGUGGUACACUGAGUACUGUGUCCUCCAGCAUCAAUGCGCUGGUGGCUGUCACUGUGGAGGACUUCAUCAGGCCAAUGUACAAAAACCUGACAGAUAAACAGGUGACCUGGAUGAACAUGGGCCUCAGUGUUUUCUUCGGAUUUUUGUGCAUUGGGAUGGCUGCAAUAGCUUCACUGAUGGGGAGCAUUCUGCAGGCAGCCCUGUCCAUAUUUGGAAUGAUCAGUGGCCCUCUUCUUGGGCUUUACCUCUUAGGCAUGUUCUGGCGCACAGCAAACUCAACAGGGGGACUCACAGGGCUGAUUAUGGGCCUUGUUAUUACCCUGUGGGUGGGGAUUGGAGCUCAGAUAUACCCACCCUUAGCUGAUAAAACCAACCCCCUGCCAAUAAGUGUGGCAGGCUGUAACCGCACGCAGGACCUGAACUACACCACCUUGGCCCCAUGGACCAGUGCAGUAACAAUGACCCCUCUGCCUGAUGACCGUCCGGCUCUGGCAGACUCUUGGUACUCCCUGUCCUACUUGUACUUCUGUCUUCUGGGCACUUUGGUGACUGUGAUCGUGGGCUUGGUGGUAAGCGCUAUCACAGGUGGCUGCAAGCAGGAAAAGCUAAGCUCAGAUCUCUUUGUAAGGAGAAGUGAUCUAUUCUGUGCUGGCUGUGGCAAGGACUCAGAGGCAUCAGAACCUGAGAUAAAUGAAAAGGCUGGGUCAGAGCUGAAUAAGGGAUCAAACAAUGCUGGAUUCCAAGACCCUCAGUUUAACAUUGUGGAGAAGGAUGUGGAGAAGGUCACUAAAAUGUGAUGCUGCCACCAAGCUAAAUGCACUCUGUCAACCGGAGUUCUGCAAGAGAACAAUUUUUCCUCUUACCUUUCCAUUCUCCUUUUAUUGUAAUGAAAUUCAUUACUAAGAGAAGGAACCCCAAGUGUGUAAUACUGUAGGUUGAUACAGUUGAUCAACUAGCUAGCUCAUGUAUGUUAGGCUAACUAGCUAUCUAAAUCUUAUAGUUAUCAUAGCCAGAUUACUUGCCCAGGUGCCUCGACCCCCAAGGGGCCUCCAUUGAUUUUGUAGAGUCAUUAAAGUAUCAUAUGAACACACAUAAGACAUGGCAAAAUGUGUAGAAUUGCAGGAAAUGAGUUUUAAAACUGUAAAAUGUUCUCUAAACCAACAAGAGGGGUGUGAAUAGUUUAGGAUCCCAUGUGUUGUGAGGUGGUUUGUUACUAUCUCAAUAAGUGACCGUAUCCAUCCAGCCACCUAGGAAAUGUGUGACCAGACCUUCUCAAAUAGUAGCUGAGCAUCCCUGACCUAGGCCAUGGAAGGGUACUGCAAUGUAAAGCAAUAUUUUAAUGUAUACAGCACAUGUUGUAAGGUAGGACUUUUCAACCAUGUGUUAAGAUAAAACAAUAUAUAACAAUGUAAAUCUAACUUAAUUGUCAGUAGAAAUAAGCAUAUGCAGUUCAUAUGUAAUCAUAUUGUUAGAGGAAUUCUAAAUUCCUAUAUGUUUUGUAGCCAAAACCAAAUUCACACUAUCUAUUUCAUAAUAAGUUGUAAGUUUAUCAUUUUUGCAUGAAAUAGAUCGAGACCAGUCUUAAAAGUCAGGUAACAGUGUUUAAUUCAAGAGAGUACUGACCCAAAAUACAAAGAACAUUACAUUUUAAAGAGAGAAGAUAAAAAUGACGUCAUCAGUUUCUCACACUCUCUCCGAUCCACACAAUAGCGCAGUGUCUUCAGGUCUGGAGAUUGUCUCCUACUCCUCUCAUAAAGCAAACAUUCCAAUCUGUCUAAAAGACAUUUUCUCCUCCACUAAUGGAACAUCACAUAACAUUCUUAUCUGUCUGAAAAGAUAUGCCAUCCCUCUCCCUUAAACAUGCAAGGUACAGAUAAUUAAUUUGUUUUACCUACAUUUUCAGUCCUAGUUUAACCAAGAACCCAUACAUUUCAUACCAUAACAUAAUAGUAAUAAAACUUAAUGGUUCUAAAAUAAAUGUAUGCAUAAUUAAUCAUUUCAACUAUAAUUUCCUCCAACAAAUCCUCCCUUUGAUUAAAUAUUAUACAUUCAAAUCUACAUCUAAUUUUAUCAAACAUAAAAAAAAAAAAUAUGAAUAGACUUAUAACUAACCUUAUUAUACAUGUUUAUCAGAUUUAUCAUACGAAUAGACUUAUAACCAACAUUAUUAUAAAUGUUUAUCAGACUCUUCACCCAUCAUUAAUCAAAUCUAACCUUAACACCAACUGUUUUUAACCCUACAUCAGAAUCUUAAUUAUACUUAUCAGGAUUUUCCGUUAAUCUUCAUGAAAAAAUAGUCUAUACAUUGAAACAAGAAAACAUCUAAAUUUCCUAAACAUCAAAUAUGGUCUGCUCGCAAGUGAAAGGACCCGGAUUCUUCUAUUACGUCCAAGCCAUGUAUUUUGUAUUCCACUGGUCAGAGCUUUGGAUUGGUCCAUCUAUCUCCAUCUGAAGUGUCAUCGAUUUCUCCAGAGUCCUGGAAAUAAGGCCUCGCACACAGGGAAUUAGACAACAGCCACCUAAAACUAAAACAGUCACACAGGUGAAUGUAGCCCAUAACACAGUGAUCAUAACAUUUUCCAUUUUCCAAACGUACUAUCAAACCAAUUAUUCAGAGAAGUAUCCACCCCAGAGUUUUCUUCCAAACCGCGAGCCAGGGUGGUCAAACCAGCUGAGGCUUCGGGCACUGAUUCGUCCGGAGCUGUGUUACUUGGGAUGUAAGCACAAACAUGGUCCUGAUAAUCACGCAUACUUCUCUCUUUUCAUCCAUUAACAUAUCUAAUGCAAUUCUAUUCUGCCAAGCCAUCCAGCUGGUUGCUUCAGUCUGUUCUGCAAAACCUUUAACAGCAUCUCUGGUAUACUUGUUAAAGCGCUGUUGAUUAUCAUAAAUAUAAUUAAUCCAGUCCACGUUCUUAUUGAGAGUAGACCCCCCCCCCCCCGGAAAUGCUUAACUCUAAUCCUGCUAGGGUCUCAUUUCUUGCUUUGACUCAUCUGGCACACCCCUUGGAACCCCAAUGUUAUCAAAGUAUACUUGGUCAAUAAGAGACCCGGACGGAAAAGCUCUUUUUUCCCAUUUGGCUAUACUUCAUGUCUUGGUGUUGAAUGAGUGUGAAAGGCAUUACAAUGGAGCAUAAUCCUGUCCAAUCUGUUGGCAAAACCUUGCCCUGACAUCAUUUCCCAAGAGUACUGUACCGGGCCAAACGGUAAUAAUCUCCUCCGGUCACUGUGAAGGGAGGAACCUGGGGAUUCAAAUAGUGCAAAUCAAUACAACUGUCAUUAUCUGGCAUUCCUGCUUUCGUGAACAGCUUUACCAUACCGGCCUAAACUCCUCUACCCAGAACCGUACUAGGGUGUCGACCAAGAAUGGGUCAUAUCCAUCAUACCACAACCCUAGAUUCUCCUUCAUUACUGUUUAAAUGGUUAGGCGUAUCUUUAUGUAAUGCAUCCCUCUCUCCGGAUUACAAUCAAAAACUCUCACCUUCACUAUACUCCACCUCCUUCCAUACUGGGUGAGUGGAUUCAUAUAGCCCUCUCUCUCCAAAUGAGUUAUGACCUGUGUCCACGAUCAAUAUGGAAACCUGCACCAAUAUAUGCCAUAAUGGCUCAGAGUCCUAGACUGCCAUGUAGUUAGAGACUCCAUUUUGGUCUACAUAAAACUCCAUUGAGAGAUCCUUCCCAACCUCUACUCUAAGUUCCUGUCUACCCAGAUCUAGGGAUCUCUUAUGCUUAUUUUGGAACAAAAUCCUCAUCGUCUAAACCAUGGGUCAAAUUACCACUCUCCGCAUACUCAAGUAGGACGUGCUGUAUCAGGAAUAUGUCACCCACGAUAAGACAGCUCAGACGAACAGCUUCCAUGUGAAGCCCCACCCUCUCCCCGAGAACACAUCACUUAGCAAGAGCCAGACACAUCUUCACUUCUAUGAACAACAACAGUGAGGAAAGGACAGGUAAGGUAUUUUUCAUUUGAGAGAUGGCCCCCAGAAUUCUGUUCAUUCCAGUUAUCCUCUCGAACUCUGUUAUUGUUCCACAGUGUCACUGUGUCGUACCCUCCCGCAGUGCGAUAUGAAUCCGGGUAGUUCUUUCUGCUAGCUGUCACCAGAAGUCCUUGGUAUGGUCCCCCCAACAGGCCUCAGGGACUGGAUUGAGUGACUUCACCUGUAAUUCACCUGUAGUGCAUAAAAUCUUGGACAUACAGGUUUGGUUAACAAACAGUUUCUCAUUUGUUCUAUCUGAUUAUAUCUUUUCCAUAUAUCUUUAUUUUAUUUUUUAUUUUGUAUUAUCAGUUAAUUAUCCCGUUGGUCACAUCCUAUCCUAGAACACAAUUUACACUUUUUACACAAUUUACCCAUCAAUACUCUUACACAAAUGCUUGUUUAGCUAUGGUUGAAAAGCAUAUUUUGAAAAUCUGAGAUGACAGUGUUGUUAACAAAAGUCUAAGCUUGAGAGCAAAUAUAUUUAUUUAAUUUCAUUUGCGAUUUUCAUGAAUAGUUAACGUUGCGUUAUGCUAAUGAGCUUGAGGAUAUAAAUAGGAUCCCGGAUCCGGGAUUGCUCGACACAAGUAGUUAACUUCACUUUAUCAUUUGUAAUGUCAAACCUAGCCAAUGGCUUUAAAACAAAUCACUAAUCACUUAUUCAAUUGUAAUGUCAAACAUAGCCAAUGGCUUUAAAAAAAAUCACUAAUCACUUCAUCAAUUGUAAUAUCAAACCUAGCCAAUGGCUUUUAAAAAAUCACUAAUCACUUCAUCAAUUGUAAUGUCAAACAUAGCCAAUGGCUUUAAAACAAAUCACCAAUCACUUCAUCAAUUGUAAUGUCAAACCUAGCCAAUAGGCCCCCCCCCCCCCUAAAAAAAAGCAGUGAUGCAGUUGUUGACACAAACCGGUGUGCCUGGCACCUACAACCAUACCCCGUUCACAGGCACUUACAUUUUUUUUGUUGUCCCUUCACCCUCUGAAAGGUACAAUCCACGUCUCAAUUGUCUCAAGACUUAAAAAUCCUUCUUUAACCUGUCUCCUCCCCUUCAUCUACGCUGAUUGAAGUGGAUUUAACAAGUGACAAUAAGGGAUCAUAGCUUUCACCUGGAUUCACCUGGUCAGUCUAUGUCAUGGAAAGAGCAGAUGUUCCUAAUGUUUUUUUACAGUCAGUGUAUAUUAUUAAUGUCUUUACACUUUUUGACAGAUUUAGCUGAUUAUUGACAAAUCAGGGAGAAUACGACCAUCUGAGUAAAUACAAAUAAAUGACUAUAACACA